AUGACCAAAUGUUUACCAUGGGAGACCCCCGUGGGAGAGGAGAUAGAUGGCUACAAUCUCACCACCGUGACUCACUUUAUCCUCACGGGGCUCUCUGACCUCCCCGAGGUGCACUAUCCUCUCUUUGCGGUCCUUGCCAUCACCCACCAGGUCACCUUGUUGGGAAACGGGGCCAUUCUCUUGGUCAUUGCGACUGAGAAAAACACAACCAUCUAUUACUUCCUGGCCAGUCUGUCCCUCUUAGACAUAUUCUGCCCAUCAGCUACUGUCCCCAAGAUGCUGGACAACCUCUUUACUGGGAAUGACAGCAUCUCCUUCCUGAGCUGUGUUUUGCAGCUUUAUUUCCUGGUGGCCCUGGCGGGGACUGAGGUCUUCCUUCUCGCUGUCAUUGCUUAUGACCGGUAUGUGGCCAACUUUUUCCCCCUGCGUUACACCCUCAUCAUGACCAAGGCUCGCUGUGCCCAGCUGGCAGCAGGGUUUCUACAUUCCCUCCUCCAUACAGUGUCCACCUUCUGCCUGUCUUUUUGCAAGUCCAGUCGGGUUAACCAGUAUUACUGUGACAUCCCCCCAGUGGUGGCCCUCUCCUGCUCAUCCACCUACAUAGAAGAAAUGCUUAUGUUUGUGGUAUCAAAUAUUUUGGGAAUUGGUGCCUUCCUAACUACCUUCAUUUCUUAUGUACAUCAUAUUCACCUUCCUAAAGAUCCAAACAGUGGAAGGGAAGCUCAAAGCCUUCUCCACAUGUGCCUCCCACCUCAUGGUGAUUGGGUUGUUUUAUGGCACAGUAAUAUUUACCUGUUUGGCCUUCCUCCAGUCACCACUCCCCAGCCAGGGACAGGCUCAUCACCAUGCUCUAUGGGGUUAUCACCCCAAUGCUAA
Messenger RNA from Manis pentadactyla (Chinese pangolin), 876 nucleotides. RefSeq names its product olfactory receptor 5V1-like. The record is from RefSeq and is a predicted model, not a curated record. The coding region runs from base 1 to 876 and encodes 291 amino acids. Lineage: Eukaryota; Metazoa; Chordata; Mammalia; Pholidota; Manidae. The transcript is spliced from 2 exons. Gene Ontology annotation, biological process: G protein-coupled receptor signaling pathway. Gene Ontology annotation, cellular component: membrane. Gene Ontology annotation, molecular function: olfactory receptor activity; G protein-coupled receptor activity.